AUCAAAUUUGUUAUGAAACAAAAGGCAAAAAACUUAUGUAUGUAUCCUGUUCAGUGUUACUCGGCACUUCUUGGCCUGUGUCUUGUAUGUGUCUCACCACUAGAUGGAUGUAAUGACAUUCUAAGGCUGGCUCACUAUGGCAACCUCAGUACACAGUGGACACAGAUCAAAUGGAUUAUUACUAGGGAUAGAACAAAACUUGCUACAGUUUGCAAGACUGUUCUUGGAGUCGGGAAAGAUUAUUCGAUGCGAGAAUGUCAUCUCAGGUAUCUCACAGCCAAAGUGUCCUUCCCUUGUUCAUGGGUAAAAGCAGAAAUAUCACUUUUAUUCUGGACUCAUCUGUGGAAAUGAAUGGCUUUUUGGGACCAGUGAAGAAUCUUAUCAUCCAAACCUUAAUUACUAAAGCUUCACUCAGAGACUCACUCUUCAACAUUAUCAGCUUUUCAUACAAGGCAACACCAUGGUCUUCUCACAUGAUGCCCUGCACUCCUGAUGUAGUCUAUGAAGCCUUGAGUUGGAUCCACACAUUACAGACGAGUCCUGGCAGAGACCUCCACACAGCACUGGCCUUAGCAUUCUCUGACCCUGCUUGUCAGUCUGUCCAUUUGGUGACCAGCGGUCUCCCAGACAACCCCACACAAUGCUUGGGUUCAUUAUCAACCCUGGUGCCACGCCCUGUGCAUACAUUUUACAUAUCUGACAAGACUCCCAUGAACACUGACAUAUCAGACUUCUUGCAGUGCAUCACCUCCACCACUAGAGGAAGCUGUUAUGUCAUGUCUCUCAACUCAGCUGGCGCUGUGGAUCAGCUCAGUUUGUUGCAUUCAACGAAUGACUUGAUUCAAAAUCCAUCAUACUCGGAAGAUCCAAGGCAUUCAGUGGACUUCUAUCAGACCCCAUACUACAACUGCACAAGCUGUGUCUGUUCUACACCAUACUGGUGUUCCCCUGUGAAUCCUUUUAGUGCAGUAUCAUGUGUAUCUGGAAGGGUAAUGCGAGGUGCUGAGCUUUUUUGCGGCUGUCGUGUGUUAGCCAGGAAAGAGAUAGACGGCUUUUACUACCUGGGGACAAUCAUACAUCAGGGCAGAGGAAAUCUUUAUAUGGUGGAGUUUGAUAAGUUUGGACCUAAAGGAAAUACAUUUAAGGAAACAUUAAAUACAGUUCAGCCAACCUGUCAGCCCGAUAUAGUUAAUCUAGCCAUUGCACAUGGGCACAGUAUAGUACCAGGGGACACGGUUCUAGCACCAUGGGAGCCAGAUCUGAGAAGAUAUGGGCCUGGAAGAGUCGUCUCCGGAAUGGAGCUAAGAUAUCCACUAAAAAGUGAUGAAGGUCUUUUGGGACUCCAGGUUCUCUUCUGGAACGGGAUGACAAUUCAUGUCCCCAAAGACCUUGCAGUACGGAUUCCAGCCUCUCAUCAUGAGCAAAUUAUCAAAGACCUCCAGCAUUAUUCAUCCAGGCCAUGUAGCUACAGGGUUUCCCACUGCUGCGGCACCAUGAACUGUUUUGAGUUGCCAUGUCAUCAUUGCAACCACCACAGUCUGUCCUCCAUUCCCCUGCUCCACUGUUCAGUCAAGAGAUGCUGGCCAAUGUUCAUGUCACCUCCACUACUGAACAACCAGAGAAGAGAUGAGCUGGAAAGGAAAGUUGAUCUCCAAGCUGAAAGAAUUACAGAGCUCUCAACAGACACAAGUGCCUUCAUCUUCCUCAUCAUCAACCUCUGACACGGAUGACAAUGAGGAGGAUACUGCAGCUGAAAAACACAGAAAGUCAGAACUGGUGAGUCGCUCAGUAAACACAGAGAUUUCCUGCCUGAGAAAGCCAUACACUCAACCUGAGUCCAAACCAGCCUGGAGAUACUGGAAAAGCGGUUCUGCAGAACCACAGCACAAGCAACCAGGAAGUGCAGUCAGGUCUCCAAAUGUAACCCAUUCUUGGCCAAGAGACACUGGGAAUUCUGGGAGCUCUACAGAUAACUCUAUGAUGACCAAUCACAGCUCUUUAUUUAAACUGGUUCGUGAAUCACCAAAACGAGGAGUCAAUAUGAGGGACAUAUUUGGAUCAACUGAAUCAAAGUCAUCACCAUCACCACUAUCUGUAGCAAUCAGCACAAGGCCAAAUAAAGCGAUACUAGUUCCACAGCCAAAGUUCAAAGUGUUAUGAGAAUUGCUAGUCAGCUUUAGCUGAUAUUUUCAGGGAUGAUGUUUGUUUGUAAUUCAAAUAUCUUAUUGCUGGUGUACAAAGUGAAUACAAAAUACUAUGUAAAAUCAUGCAAAACUUUAUUUAAAAUGUAAGAGGUAUAAAUAAAGUGAAAUUACAUGUA
This is a messenger RNA of Megalobrama amblycephala (Wuchang bream), 2320 nucleotides long. RefSeq names its product linkage group 19 C11orf16 homolog (gene lg19h11orf16). The coding region runs from base 255 to 1721 and encodes 488 amino acids. Lineage: Eukaryota; Metazoa; Chordata; Actinopteri; Cypriniformes; Xenocyprididae. The record is from RefSeq and is a predicted model, not a curated record. The transcript has 8 exons.